Molecule: messenger RNA, 4141 nt
Organism: Thunnus maccoyii (southern bluefin tuna)
Lineage: Eukaryota; Metazoa; Chordata; Actinopteri; Scombriformes; Scombridae
Gene: tm9sf3
Product: transmembrane 9 superfamily member 3
Exons: 15
Coding region: 895-2532 (545 amino acids)
Biological process (GO): protein localization to membrane
Cellular component (GO): membrane
Source: RefSeq, a predicted model, not a curated record
UCUGUGUAACCUGCUAGCUGUAGCUGCGACCGCUGGCUAGCUGCACACGCGAAAACACACAAACCUCAGAUAUGACAGACUGCACGGUUUGGCCCGCUGUGUUAUUUAUUUAUCGAUACAUACUGAGCUACCAAUCAGAUAGGCAUUCAAUUAGCCGGCUAACUUGUCACCACUUAUCGGCCUCAGGGCACAAGGCUAACGUUUGCUGGCUAGCUUGUUAGCACGUCUUCCACAAGCUUUCCUUGAGCACCGGCGGAAACUGCACUCAACUCAGGCUAGCUGACAGCAGCGUUACUUAGUUAGUUGUUAAACAAAAGCAGUAACAUCGGUUUAAUGAGCGUGUAAAGCUUUUAACCUCCUGACAAUCCUCUACAAACACCCUGAAGUGUAGCUGCGAUGGUUGUUUCAGCCAACGUUAACGUUAAACACCGGUUUAACGUCAGGGCCUUUCGAUGUUUCUUCUCUUUUUUCCUACUUCUGCCAGACCAAGACGAGCUAAUUACCACUGGUUAACAAGUUAAUAAGCUGUAUCACAAUGUUUUCAUCACAUAGUUAAGCUGUUUUAUGCGUGAAUGCGGUAAGUUAGUUGAAGCGGAUAUAGCAUUGACGUGAACUUCCUUGACUGUAAGCAAACUUAGCUUAUAGCUUAUCAGUUAUUGCGGUCUUAACAUUGGCGCAGCGAUAAAUAGAUUACAUUUUCAUAUGUUUGCAUGAAUUUGAAUACAAUGACGAUCAGUUUGAGGUAGAAAAUUGACGAUAACAUUAAUUUUGAUAUGUCUUCUUUCAAACCCCAGUGUCUAAAUCAAACUGUGCUGUAGUUGUGUUGUUAUUAACGUGGAUGUGAACAUGAAGUAAGAGUUCUUUUACACAGAUAAAGAGGAGGUAGUUUUAUGGAUGAACACAGUGGGGCCUUACCACAACCGACAGGAGACAUACAAGUAUUUCUCUUUGCCCUUCUGCGCGGGCUCCAAGAAGACCAUCAGUCAUUACCAUGAAACACUCGGAGAGGCUCUGCAGGGAGUGGAGCUGGAAUUCAGCGGCCUAGACAUAAAGUUCAAAGAGGAAGUCAUGCAGACAACAUACUGUGAAAUCGACCUGGACAAAGCCAAACGGGAUGCGUUUGUUUAUGCCAUAAAGAAUCAUUACUGGUACCAAAUGUACAUAGACGACCUGCCCAUCUGGGGUAUUGUUGGUGAGGCGGAUGAAAACGGAGAGGACCACUACUUGUGGACGUACAAGAAACUGGAGAUCGGCUUUAAUGGCAACAGAAUUGUUGAUGUAAAUCUGACAAGUGAAGGCAAAGUCAGACUCGUGCCCAACACAAGAAUUGCAAUGUCUUAUUCUGUGAAGUGGAAGAAGUCAGAUGUGAAGUUCGAAGACAGAUUCGACAAGUACCUCGACCCGUCCUUCUUCCAGCACAGGAUUCACUGGUUCUCCAUCUUCAACUCCUUCAUGAUGGUCAUUUUCUUGGUGGGUCUGGUGUCCAUGAUUCUGAUGAGAACACUAAGAAAGGAUUACGCCAGAUACAGCAAAGAGGAGGAAAUGGAUGACAUGGACAGAGACCUGGGAGAUGAAUACGGGUGGAAGCAAGUACAUGGAGAUGUGUUUCGGCCGUCAAGCCAUCCCCUGAUCUUCUCCUCGCUCAUCGGCUCCGGCUGCCAGAUCUUCUCUGUCUCCCUCAUUGUCAUUAUCGUCGCUAUGGUUGAGGACCUGUACACAGAGAGAGGAUCCAUGCUGAGCACAGCCAUUUUUGUGUACGCUGCAACUUCCCCUGUCAACGGCUACUUUGGGGGAAGCUUGUACGCAAAACAAGGAGGCAGAAGAUGGAUCAAACAAAUGUUCAUCGGGGCCUUCAUGAUCCCAGCCAUGGUGUGUGGGACUGCCUUCUUCAUCAACUUCAUCGCUAUCUAUUACCACGCCUCCAGAGCCAUCCCAUUUGGCACCAUGGUUGCUGUGUGCUGUAUCUGCUUCUUUGUCAUUCUGCCACUAAACCUUGUGGGAACAAUUCUGGGGAGGAAUCUGUCUGGCCAGCCAAACUUUCCCUGCCGGGUGAACGCUGUGCCACGACCGAUCCCUGAGAAGAAAUGGUUCAUGGAGCCGGCUGUCAUCGUCUGCCUCGGAGGAAUCCUUCCAUUCGGCUCCAUUUUUAUCGAAAUGUACUUCAUCUUCACAUCCUUUUGGGCUUACAAAAUCUACUACGUGUACGGCUUCAUGAUGCUGGUCCUGGUUAUCCUCUGCAUCGUGACUGUGUGUGUCACCAUCGUGUGCACGUACUUCCUGCUCAACGCUGAGGACUACAGAUGGCAAUGGACAAGCUUCCUCUCUGCUGCGUCCACUGCUGUUUAUGUUUACAUGUACUCCUUUUACUACUAUUUCUUCAAAACCAAGAUGUACGGGCUGUUCCAGACAUCCUUCUACUUCGGCUACAUGGCUGUGUUCAGCACUGCUCUAGGAAUCAUGUGUGGCGCCGUUGGAUACAUGGGAACAAGUGCCUUUGUGAGGAAGAUCUACACAAAUGUGAAAAUUGACUAAGAAGUGAAGCAGCAUCACAGGGAUAUUAAUGGAUUUGCCUACGUGUAUCCGGAAAGACGGCGGGCACAAGUCAUUCUUUAUUACUUUUCUUUCUUGCAAAGAGAUUGUGAGAAUCUCACUUUGUACAAUGUAGUUUUUCCAUUUUUCUGAAUGAAUUUGAACGCCGCGACACCAAGUGAACGAGAGCAAAUCUGCGGAAGAGAUAUCAAAACACAAGGUUCUGUUUUUAUCAGUUGCUUUCAAACAAACGUCGGGGAGAGGGGAGGGGAGGGGGUGGGGGCAAAUGUUUAAGGCUGACAUGGCUUCUCUUUUUCCAACCCAGUCCCACCUGAGACCAGAGAACAUAAAUGUUUAUUGAUGGAAUAGUGUAGCUCUCUUCAGUGAAGAGGCCUAAGUGUAUUGAAAGCCUUUUGUUCUAUUGUGUCAGAAUAUUGGAGAGUUGGGUUUGUGCCCGCGUGUUCUGACUUGAUUUCUAUUUUGUAUUCUUGCAGUCACUCGAAAUAUCGUUACUACACCGUUUUGUUCAGAUUUACUUCCACUGCGAAAGAUUCUAUAUAAAACCUGUCGUCACUCGAGAAUCAUUCCCCCAUUUCGACAAUUCUUAAUUCCCUGUUACAGUAGCAAUCCAUCCAGUUGAUAUUUUAGUCCUGCUGUAGUUUACUGUACAGACGAGAACAGAGGGACUGAUCAGCGGCAGAGGUACAGUAAGAACAGAUUUUUAAAUGGAUGUUUGAUGUGAUCCCAUUUCCCCGUUUAGUCUUAUGUUUUCUUAAUGUUUGGGUUUGAAUGAAGUCUACUUGUAAAGAUAAUAUAUGGGUGGGGGGGAAGUGUAUAUGACCUUAAUAAUGUACCUUUAGAUGUAGAUCCCAAAUGUAUUUUCGUUGUACAGAUUUACUACAGGGUGUUUUUUUUAAAUGAAUCAUUCAGUUAAAAACAAAAAAAAGGUAUAUUGUUUUUUUUUUCUUUCUUUUCUUUGUUUGGUGCUUGGGGUGGGGCUGGUGGCGCUGUUACAUCUUGCCUGAAAUUGCAUGAAGUUUUCACCGAACCAUCUGCUCAUCAAAUUCCACUUCAGUCAGCGCUGUCAGGUUUUGUUUUGUUUUUUUUCUUCUCUCCUCUGAGCAUCUCCUCGGUUUUAAAAGGUAAAGGUACACUUGGACGACUGGUAGGCCUGCUUAUGGACACGCUUAUUUUGAUUUCAUAUAUUAUUUAAAGCUUUAAAAAGGCUCUACAUCUUCUGGUAAGCCAUCUCCCUCAUCUUCUUUCUGUUGCCUAACCUGAAGCAUAAUUUGUGAAUGUCAGAAGGAAUGAGGCAAUUGCUUUGUUUCCGCAAACAUACUGUACAAAUUGAAGUUUAUGUACACUUAAACUAGAUGUUUUCAUAACCACACAGUGCUGCGGAGUGUUUCAAACGCUUUUUUCCAUUUUGUGUAAAUACAGUAUGUACCCUACUUGUAUGAGAAGUGGCAAUGCCUUUUUUUUUUUCUAAUUUCCAGUUCUCCCCCACUGAAGUUGAUUUUGGCACCUCAUGUUGUGUACCGAUGUCUGAUUAGACAUUUUGAACCUGCAUAUUAACUUGCUGUAAAAAGAGAAAAUAAACAGUUUAUGUACA